AUGUAUGCCCUGCCCGUGGGAAUCGUUUUCCUUUGCCUGGCGACGGUCACGGUCGCGUUGCGACUGUAUACGCGAUUGAAACUGGUGAGGAAACCGGGAUGGGAUGAUUUGUUGAUUGUAUUGUCGUUGGCGACUGAUGUGGUGUUCUUCGCUUUCCUUGUCAUAGAAAUCCAAAACGGCCUCGCCGAAAACGAAGCAGAUCUUGCUCCGGAGGUGGUGAGGAGGCAAUUAAAGGCCCUCUGGAUAACAAUCCCCCUCUACAACCUAACCCUCACCCUCACCAAGUUAUCUCUAAUCUUCCUCUACCGCCGCCUCUUCCCAACCCACACCUACCGCAUCCUUCUCAUCCUCACCCUCAUCUUCGUCAUCAUAACCGGCCUCUGGAUGGUCCUCAGUACCUUGAUAUUCUGUAUCCCCAUAAACGCCUUCUGGGAUACGUCUAUCCCGCAUACAUGUCUCCCCGAGGAUGUAGUAUGGUGUCUGAAUGCCGCGUUCCAGAUCACCACUGAUCUGAUACUCGUUGUGCUUCCCUUGCCCAUCCUGGCGAAUUUAAAUCUGCCGAAAAGGCAGAAGGCCGCGCUGUUGGUUAUUUUUGCAUUGGGGUUUUUUGUCUGCGCAACAAGCAUCGUCCGUCUAUCAACCAUCGUCCAUCUCCUCCGAGACCCAGACUUCACCUCAGGAAACGGCCUCGCCGCAACCUGGUCCUUCGUCGAAUCCAACGUCGCCAUAAUCUGCGCAUGUCUACCCCCUCUGCGCCCGCUCCUCGUGCGCAUCUUCCCCAAACUAAUCCCAUCACGAAUGCGCUCCUACCAGAGAGACAAAGACUCCAGAUCAAACAGUAAUCCCAACAACAACAAAGCAGCAGAAGCAGCCGCAGGCCAACCACCACCAACGAUAUCCAAAUCUCGGACUAGGAAGUCUCUCUCGAAGAGAGGGUCGAGGAAUGAGCCGGAACAUAUCGAUUUUGAUUUCUUGAGUGUGUAUGGGGCCGGUGGGAAUAUGUUUGCGCCGGGGAGUACGGUUUCGACGAGUGUGUGGGGGGAUGCGGGGAGUGUUAGGUCUGGGGUUGAGAAUGGGAAUAAGGAUGGGGAUGGGAAUGGGGGUGGAGAGGGGGAUAGUGGGGGAGAAGGGAUUCAGAUUAUGAGGGAGUUGAGGUGGGAUUCUGUUUCUGUUUCGGGGUCUGCGGAGGGGGCCAGUCAUGGGACUGGGGGUUGGGGGGAUGUGGAGGGGAGGUUGUCGGAGGGGACGAGGAGGUCGAGUGGUGCGCCGUUUUUGCAUCCGCAGUGGGUUGGGGGGAAUGGGUUUGAGUGGUAG
Messenger RNA from Aspergillus welwitschiae, 1314 nucleotides. RefSeq lists its product as uncharacterized. The record is from RefSeq and is a predicted model, not a curated record. The transcript is spliced from 6 exons. The coding region runs from base 1 to 1314 and encodes 437 amino acids. NCBI's taxonomy places the organism in Eukaryota, Fungi, Ascomycota, Eurotiomycetes, Eurotiales, Aspergillaceae.